Osmia lignaria (orchard mason bee) is the source of this 1106-nucleotide messenger RNA. RefSeq names its product protein ILRUN. Gene Ontology annotation, biological process: macroautophagy. Gene Ontology annotation, molecular function: ubiquitin binding. Gene Ontology annotation, cellular component: phagophore assembly site. NCBI's taxonomy places the organism in Eukaryota, Metazoa, Arthropoda, Insecta, Hymenoptera, Megachilidae. The record is from RefSeq and is a predicted model, not a curated record.
GUUACACAGAGUAUCGAACGAGCCACAGAGUGCAUCAUGAACAUGGACAACGAUUUGGAUCAGCAUUUGUUGCACCAGUUCAGCUGUUUAGGUACAACCGACAAGGAAGAUCUGGUGAAGCAAUUACAGAGGCUACUGCCUGGUAGCCAGCUGAAUGAAACAACAGCUACGUUUUUCCUUGAUAUGAACAACUGGAAUCUUCAAGCAGCUGUAUGCAGUUACUUAGACUUUGAGUCCCCAGUUCAAAAUAAAUUUCCUUGUAUGACAUUAAUAUGCGAUAGUACCAUUGGUGAAGGAGAAGCAAUACCACCUCUUACUAAUUUUCGAAAAUCAUGGCAUAUACAAAACAGUGGUACAGAAGCAUGGCCUGAUGGAGUAUGUCUACAGCAUGUAGGAGGUGUACAAAUGGGAGAAUGUACAAGAGUACCAGUUCCAUCUUUAGGACCCAAAGAAACAACAGAAGUAAGCGUGAACCUCCAAAGUCCUUCUAACUGUGGUCUGUUUCGAAGUAAAUGGAGAAUGAUGGUGAAAUCUACAGAAACCUUUUUUGGAGAUGUGAUUUGGAUGCUGCUUGUAGUAAGUGAAAGUGGUACCUUAGCAGUUACUCAACAACUUCAUCAGUUAAGUACAACAACUGAAACAACUAAUGAUACAUCUACAGAUGUAACAACAUUAUCCAGUGAUUUAACAACAUUGUACCCCCAUGGUAUUCCGUAAGGAUUUUCCUUAAACUUUUUAAAAGAGCUUUCUGAUUGUUUUGUAUCAAGUGAGUGAAAAUAACAUAUUUGUUUAAAAUACUGCUUUAAACAAUAAAAGUAAUAUUUUACCGGCAAUACAAGGAAUAAUAUUUUCAGCAGAUAUUUAUGAUUUAAGAACGUAUUGGAUUUAAAUAUUGUAUAGAAAUAACGAUUUUAUUAAAUUAGGAGUUCCAUACAUAAGGCCUUUUAUCGUCCAUGCUUGUCAGUUGCAUCCUUGAAACAUUCUUUUUAGUUUUUUUUUCUCUGUAAUGUAAAAUGAAACACUUAUGAUUUAUGAUCGUUAAAUUUAGAACUGUAACAGGCAUGUAUGGACCACAUUAAGAACUGGUACUGAAAAAAAAAAAAAAA